Molecule: messenger RNA, 758 nt
Organism: Rotaria sp. Silwood2
Lineage: Eukaryota; Metazoa; Rotifera; Eurotatoria; Philodinida; Philodinidae
Source: the annotation of a GenBank genome assembly
AUGAAAAUCGCAGCUCCAAAAUUUCUUUUCCGUAUACAACGUUACGAUAUCAUUCAAAAGAAUUAUCCUCAACUUAGUGGGUAUGUAAUGAUAUAUUUUUUGUGUUCAAAUUUCAACUCAUAAUUCUAUAGUUUGUCUUUCGUUGUGAACGUGAACAUUUGCAAAUGAAAAGUUGCUCUAAAUUGGUUAUAAUCUAUGCUUCGGAAUUAAAAUGGAACCCACAUCUCUAUGGCUUGUUUCUUCUUCAGCAAGACCAAGGACAUACUUAUUUAGAGAACGUGAUCAUUAAUUCAGCUAAAGAAAAUAACCAUAUAACCCACAUGAAUUGAAUGAAAGAUCGAUCAGAUUACUUUAUUAAAAAUUUGACAAUUAUAUAAGAAAAAAAAGUAUUAUUUUAUGGAACAUUCAACUUUUAUAUGCCAUGCUAUCUAUGUUUUUUUUACAUUAAUAAUUGGUAACGACUGCGCAUUUUGUAUACCUUUGAAAGUAUUUGAGAAACGAGAAUAACAGUAACAAAAAUAUUAUACACUUAAUAGAUAUAUGAGGUAAAAGAUAUUUUCGAGAAAGUAACAAAUCUGAGACAUUUUAUUUUAUAGGAUAAUAUAACUAAAGUUUAUAUUACAAAACAAGUAACGCUCGUCGCUGGGACUCGCUUAACCCUCGACUGAAUAGUUAAGGCUAUUUGUAUAGUGUUUCAUUUUUGCGGAGCCCCUAUGACCGAAUGGUUCAGUUAUUUGGUCCGUACUAUCAGAUACCGU